Molecule: messenger RNA, 2466 nt
Organism: Colossoma macropomum (tambaqui)
Lineage: Eukaryota; Metazoa; Chordata; Actinopteri; Characiformes; Serrasalmidae
Gene: skor1a
Product: SKI family transcriptional corepressor 1a
Exons: 8
Coding region: 1-2268 (755 amino acids)
Biological process (GO): negative regulation of BMP signaling pathway; negative regulation of transcription by RNA polymerase II
Cellular component (GO): transcription regulator complex; nucleus
Molecular function (GO): SMAD binding; RNA polymerase II cis-regulatory region sequence-specific DNA binding; DNA-binding transcription factor activity, RNA polymerase II-specific
Source: RefSeq, a predicted model, not a curated record
AUGGAGUCUCUGAGUUCGCCCCUGCCCGCGGUCCGGGACUCCGGCUCUUCCCCGCGGCCCCCGGCGGAGCUGCAGUCUUUCCCGGGUGGCGGUGGCGGCGGCGCCUCUCUGAAAGCCAACCAGGUGAGCGAGACGUGUCUGUACGGCGUGCCGAUCGUGUCCCUGCUGAUCGACGGCCAGGAGCGCCUGUGUCUGGCGCAGAUCUCCAACACGCUGCUGAAGAACUACAGCUACAACGAGAUCCAUAACCGGCGCGUGGCGCUGGGCAUCACGUGCGUGCAGUGCACCCCGGUGCAGCUGGAGAUCCUGCGUCGCGCGGGCGCCAUGCCCGUGUCGUCGCGCCGCUGCGGCAUGAUCACGAAGCGCGAGGCCGAGCGCCUGUGCAAGUCGUUUCUGGGCGCGCACUCGCCGCCCAAACUGCCCGAGAACUUCGCCUUCGACGUGUCGCACGACUGCGCGUGGGGCUGCCGGGGCAGCUUCAUCCCGGCGCGCUACAACAGCUCGCGGGCCAAGUGCAUCAAGUGCGCGCACUGCGGCAUGUACUUCUCGCCCAACAAGUUCAUCUUCCACUCGCACCGCGCGCCCGACUCCAAGUACACGCAACCGGACGCGGCCAACUUCAACUCGUGGCGCCGCCACCUCAGACUGAGCGACAAGGGCUCGUCGGAGCACGUGUGCCACGCGUGGGAGGACGUCAAGGCCAUGUUUAAUGGCGGCAGCAGGAAGAGGACGAUUCCGCUCAGCGGGUCCCAGUCGGCCUCUCCGCUGACGGCGCGCGGGGGCGGAGGCGCUUCCCCGGAGCUCGCGCGCAAAACGCCGCGUUGUAGUGGCGGCGGCGCGGACGACGAGCGUCCCAUCCCGUGCGUGCGCGCACCCUCUUACCCGCUGGUGCCGCUGCCCAGCAAAGGCUUCGGCGCGCUGCACAAGCUGCACGCGCCUUUUUUCCCGCACCCGUACGGAGGCUUCCCCACGUUCGGCGCGUGCCAGAAAAAGGAGGGCAGCGGCGUUGGCGGCGAAGACGGUGGCGCGAGAGACACGCACAAGGCCGCUACAGCGGCGGCGGCAGCAGCGGCUGCGUUCUGGCCUGGCGCCAAGGAUACGGCGCUUUACCCGGCUUUCCCGGUGUUUUGGCCCGCGGCGGGCGGCCUGCACGUGCCCGCUUAUCCACACCAGCAGGUGCGCACCAAAGCGCACGCGGAGCUGGCGGUGGAGGCGCGCGAGAGUGAGCGAGGAGGAGUACCAGUAGGAGUAGGAGGAGGAGGAAGGAGCACACCUGGAGAGCGCGAGCGCUGGGCCGACGAGGACAGGUCCGCUGAGGAGGUGAGGUCUCGCGACAGUCACGUGAGCCACGUGUCCGCCUUCAGGCCCGUGCUGAGGGACGCAGAGAGCAUUGCCAAGCUGUACGGCCACCGAGAGGCGCGCGUCGCUGGACCGCCGGCCGGACACCUGUCCCCGGAGCUCGCGAGCUCCAGCUCCAGCUACAGGUCGGUGUCUCCGGACGUGGACAGCACGGAGGAGCCGGACGUGGACGUGGAGUCCAACAGAGCGCCGGACGAGGAGGAGCUCCAUCAGAGCCCGCUGGGACAAACCUCAAACCGGGCAGGAGAUGAAGAGCCACAGGGCAGGAGCGCGAGCAGCCCGGAGCCCAGAGAGCCAGAAUCCACGGAGGAGGACAGGGGGAGCGAGACCGGACCGGACAGAGACAGCCCCGCGUGCGAGGUGUGUGAGAAGGAUGCUGCUGUGUGUUUGAACCCUGCUCCUGUUCCAGCCCCCAGAUACCCCCUCAGCCCACCUCCACCAGCACACGAGUCUCAGAGAUCGAGUAAAGGCUCAGUGGAGGCGAGUGAAGGCCAGCCGGUCUGUCAGGAUCAGCUGAAGGAGAGUGGGAUGGACGCUGCACUGCGGACUGAGAGCAGAUUUCAGUUCAUCGGGAAAAACAUUGAGAACAUGGCGAAAGAGGAACUCCAGAAACAGCUGGUGGAGCAAAUGGAGCUCAGAAAGAAAAUGGAGCGAGAAUUUCAGAGUCUGAAAGAUCAUUUUCAGGAUCAGAUGAAGAGGGAGUUGUCCUACAGAGAGGAGAUGGUGCAGCAGCUGCACAUAGUGCGAGACACUUUGUGCAACGAGUUGGAUCAAGAGAGAAAGGCUCGUUAUGCAAUUCAGCAGAAGCUAAAAGCUCACGACGCUCUACACCACUUCUCCUGCAAGAUGCUCACCCCUCGCCACUGCACGGGGACCUGCACCUUUAAACCGCCUCUACUGCCACCUUAACCAGCACCAUGACUGCUUUAUACACCCACCAAAACCAAGAGACCUCUCCAAGGAACACCCACUCAGUCUUAUUCAAAACAGACCUUCCUUAUGAACACAAUGACCUUUCUAAGAACUGCAGAUGAGCAAGCCUCCCUGACAAUGAUGGAACAGUGAAUUCUGCUUAAAUGGACAUUUAUCUGGACAUUAAGAUGCUGC